GCAGAGACUCGAUCAGCAAUCAGUAUGGGGGACAAGGAAAAACUGCUAAUUUUCGAGUCCGAAGAGACUGGCGACAAGGUGUUGGCCAACAUGAAGUCUACUUCCAAGAUACCUUGGUACUUUGCCACUGGAUUCUUAUUCUUCUGGGGACUUCUCUUUUUUGCCAUCGUAAUUCCGUUUUUCAAUCGCUUACCCACGGCUCGUACACUGGACGACGCUGACAAACAUGUCUUCAUUGCCGAGCGAGCGUACAAAAAUCUAUACACCCUAUCGAAUAUUGGUUACAAACUGACUGGCAGCAAGGAGAACGAAAUCGAAGCAGUGCAAUUUCUUCUCAAUGAGCUCGCAGACAUCAAGGAAGCUUCGCUCAAAGACCUUUUUGAUAUGGAAAUAGAUUUAUCACAAGCCUCAGGAUCCUAUCCAUAUAAAAAUUUGUUGAAUAUGUAUCAAGGUGUUCAAAAUAUUGCAGUCAAACUGACUCCAAAGAACUGCACAGCUGAGACGUACCUCCUCGUCAACAGCCACUUCGACUCGAAGCCUUUCACUCCGUCUGCCGGCGAUGCAGGAUUCAUGAUAGUCACAAUGUUGGAGGUUUUACGUGUGAUAGCAACGACAAGGGAAACCUUCCAGCAUCCGAUUGUCUUCUUAUUUAAUGGAGCCGAAGAAGACAUGAUGCAAGCAUCGCACGGAUUUAUUACGCAACACAAAUGGGCUCCAAAGUGCAAGGCUGUUAUUAAUCUUGAAGGCGUUGGUGGCGGUGGUCGAGAAGUUCUAUUUCAAAGCGGACCCAACCAUUCGUGGCUUUUAAAUUACUACAAAAAAUACGUAAAAUAUCCUUUUGCAACUGUUGUUGCCGAGGAAAUCUUCCAAUCUGGCGUUAUACCAUCGGAUUCAGACUUCACUCAAUUCAGAAAAUAUGGCAACAUUCCAGGUUUGGAUAUAAUUCAACUUACAAAUGGAUAUAUCUACCACACAAUUUACGACGUGAUCGAUGAGAUUCCUCGUGAAGCCUUACAAAACUCAGGAGAUAACAUACUUAGCUUAGUUCGAGGCUUCGCCAAUGCAACAGAGUUACACAAUACAAAGGCGCACAUGGAUGGAAACUCUGUCUUCUUUGACUUCUUGGGUCUUUGCUUCAUUCAUUACUCAGAGAAAACAGGAAUAUUCUUAAACUUUGGCGCCGCAGCAGCUGCGUUCAUUCUAAUUUACAUUUCAAUGUGGCGGAUGGCAGCUGUUUCUCAAGUUUCCUUCUGUCACGUAGCAUGCUGGUUCACAUUGGUCUUUAUCAUCCAGGUUGUUUCCUUUGUACUUGGACUUGCACUUCCAUUAAUUGUCGCAUAUGUAAUGGACAUGUUUGGACAAUCGUUGACCCACUACAGCACAACUUUGUUGUUGCUUGGGCUUUAUGUGUGUCCUUCCAUAAUUGGCCUAAGUUUGCCCAGCACAAUUUAUUAUGCCUUCCAACCUAGUACAAAAAUCCCCAAAGGCUAUCAUCUGCAACUGGCAUUGCAUGGUCAGGCCGUCAUCCUGGGCCUUUUAGUUGUUAGUCUCACUGCAUUUGGAUUGCGUUCAACAUAUAUUAUUAUAAUUCCCCUAGUGUUCUAUGUGUUAUCCUUGGCCUUUAACUUAUUGACGGUUCUACACGAUCGUGGCUAUGCUUGGACGGGACUUCUUAAAGCCAGUCAAAUAAUUCCUUUCCUGCACACCACUUAUAUCGUUUAUAUUCUGCUUGUGGCUCUUAUUCCGAUUUGUGCUCGAUCAGGAAGUGCGUCCAAUAAAGACUUGUACAUAGCUGCCGUCACAGCACUUGGAACAGUUCUUUCGUUUGGUUUCUUGGUUCCACUUAUUAAUAUUGUCCGACGCCCAAGCUUAGUGGUGUUUUCUCUGUUGGUGAUCUCAGCUCUUUCUAUAUACCUAGCAAGCAGCACACAAAUCGGUUUUCCAUUUCGACCAAAGACCAGCGGGCAGCGUGUGGCCUAUCUGCAAGUACGGAAUAAGUUCUAUGAGUACGACGGAACCCUCAGCAAGGACGAAUCGGGAUACUUGUUCAAUUUCCAAGAUCGUCGCAAAGAAUCUACGUUUGUAGAAGCAAAUGUUAAUCUGACUGGCCUGUACAGCAUCAAAUCGAAAUGCGAGAAGCAAAUGAUGUGUGGCAUGCCUUUGUAUGACUAUCGCUAUGAAUCGAACAGACUACAGAGCAAAUUUCUGCCACGUACCAAUCCCAUCGAACCACCAGCAGAAACAAAACUGGAAUUGAUAAGCAAAACGGUACAAAAUCCUACAACCGUUCGAUAUGAGUUCAACUUAACAGGACCUUCCCAUAUGAGUUUGUUUAUCCAAGCCUACGAAGACGUUGAGAUAAGCAACUGGUCAUUCUUACGUAGUUAUCUGGAUAAUCCCCCACCGUAUCCAUUGUCAUAUCACAUAUAUUUCGUUUACGGCAUUGAUAACUCUCCGCUCAACUUCUUUUUGGAGUUCACUAAGCCAGAUGGAGAUUUCGAAGUACCGGUAUUUCAGCUGGGAGUGUCUGGGCAUUAUAUUGAACUAGAGGGUGAUGCUGAAAGUCAGGAAUUCGCAUCUACGUUCCCAUCCUUCGGGAUUCUCGCGACAUGGCCUGUACUCUACCAACGAUUUAUUUUUUAAUAA
This is a messenger RNA of Drosophila navojoa, 2646 nucleotides long. Its product is annotated as endoplasmic reticulum metallopeptidase 1-like. Gene Ontology annotation, biological process: proteolysis. Lineage: Eukaryota; Metazoa; Arthropoda; Insecta; Diptera; Drosophilidae. The record is from RefSeq and is a predicted model, not a curated record. Gene Ontology annotation, molecular function: metalloexopeptidase activity.